Molecule: messenger RNA, 913 nt
Organism: Lactuca virosa
Lineage: Eukaryota; Viridiplantae; Streptophyta; Magnoliopsida; Asterales; Asteraceae
Source: the annotation of a GenBank genome assembly
UCUAUAUAUUUCCCCACCAUCUACAUAUUUUACUUCAAACAUUUUGACGUGCCUACUUAACAGAUUUAAAACAUGGGUCUAUGUUUUGGAUGCAUUAAAGUAGAGCAGUCUAACGUUGCUGUGAAAGAACAUUUUGGCAAGUUUGAUAGAGUACUUCAACCUGGUUUUCACUGUAUGCCUUGGUGCUUCGGCUACAUGGUGGCUGGUAAACUGUCGUUGCGUGUGCAGCAGCUUGAUAUUCGUUGUGAGACAAAAACAAAGGACAAUGUGUUUGUUACUAUGGUUGCGUCUGUACAGUAUCGUGCAUUGUCUGAUAAGGCUGUUGAUGCUUUCUAUAAGCUCUCAAACACCAAGUUACAAGUUCAAGCUUAUGUCUUCGAUGUAAUUAGGGCAAGUGUACCGAAGCUCCAACUGGAUGACGUUUUUCUGCAAAAGAAUGAUAUAGCCAAAGGCGUUGAAGAUGAGCUUCAAAAGGCAAUGUCAGGUUAUGGUCUUAAGAUUGUACAAACUUUGAUUGUUGAUAUAGAACCAGAUCAACAUGUGAAGAAAUCCAUGAAUGAAAUCAAUGCAGCUGCUAGAAUGAGAGUUGCUGCAAAUGAAAAAGCAGAGGCUGAAAAGAUUCUUCAAAUCAAACGAGCCGAAGGAGAAGCAGAAUCCAAAUACUUAUCUGGACUUGGAAUUGCUAGACAGCGUCAAGCGAUUGUGGAUGGUUUGAGGGAUAGCGUGCUUGCGUUUUCUGAAAAUGUUCAAGGGACAUCAGCAAAAGAUGUGUUGAAUAGUAGAUAAUAUUAGGGCUAUUUGUGAUUUGAUAAACUAGUAAGAUGCAAGUAUAUAUAUGGCUACGUAUUAUAACGGCCGAUAUAACCUCUUCAAUUUAGUCAUCCAUCUAUUUACGUAUUUUAUAUUAAUAGAG